This is a messenger RNA of Exophiala oligosperma, 1704 nucleotides long. RefSeq lists its product as uncharacterized. The transcript has a single exon. The record is from RefSeq and is a predicted model, not a curated record. Lineage: Eukaryota; Fungi; Ascomycota; Eurotiomycetes; Chaetothyriales; Herpotrichiellaceae. Bases 1 to 1704 code for a protein of 567 amino acids.
AUGUCUCUGACCAAUAGCCGAGAUGACGUCGACGGGCGUCGUGAGAUCCAACAGCAUGCGCAAAAAUCUCGAGAUUACAACAAGGAGAGAGAAAGGAGAAGGAAGUUGAAACGAUCAAGAGUACCGAUCGGAUGGACAUACAUUUCGCCCGCUCCAAGCAGAUGUCACUCUCUUAGUCAUCUGGCAAUGCGUCCCGCGGUCUCGGUAUCGGAGGUUCGAGAAUCGGACACGAUCAAGCAAACCAUACUUAAAUCCACUACCACUUCACCGGAGGAAGAUGACCGAAACGAUGACAAGCAGCCACAACAUGAAUGCGGUAGUCUGUCAAUGCAGAUACCAAAUUGGGGAUCUGUGGAACCGUUCGCGCAAUUCAAACUGUCCAUGAACGCCGAAAAGUAUCGGAUGCUGGAGUAUUUUGUCUUCAGGCAUUUCCCUGCCGUGACGAGGUCUGAUAUGUCUGUAUUGUCGAGGCGGUCAACGCUACCACCGUCAAAUCGAGCAUUGCAGUUCGUACGCAACGCUCUCAACGAGGAGCUGCACACUCUCGCGCUUCUCGCUGUUGCAAGUGCCCGCAUGAAAUACGUUGACCGGACAUACUUCGCCCAGGCUGAUUUGCCUGAACAAUUGGCCGAUGCUGCACUGCGACUGACAAGAGCAUAUCUAGCACAAGGUCGACCUAUAACCCAACAGCUGAUCACGAGCAUAUUGUUCCUAUGGGCAGUUGAGAGCUAUCGCCGGAAUUGGGAUGGAGUGCGCAUACAUGGCAAUAUGAUCAUGUACUUGACGAACACGUUUUUGGGAGGAUUCCAGACACUCGACCUCGACCUGCGACGAAUGCUGUGGAUUGCCGACCGGUUUCAGGCUGCCGCCACCCAGACUCCACCGUUGAUUGAAGACAGGUGGGAGACGGACGAGCUAUCUCAUCAGCAGAGGGUGAGUGCAACUGCCGCCGUUCGUGGAAAAGGGAGAGAAGUGAUGGGUGGAGGAUUGACCAAUCAACAAGUGGGUGAAUCGGUAUUGUUUACACCAAAGUUCCAAGGCUUGCUCGACAAGGUCCUGGAUUUGUGCUGUGUCAUUCAGUGUCAUUGGAUCGGGGUACCUGAGGACACCACAAUGCCUGAUCGCGACUGGGCGCUGGCUCGUGCGUGGUCAAUCGCGGAUGAGCUGAUUGCUUUCAAAGAUGAUUCCGCUCCCUCUUCCCGAGGUAGGCGCUCCUUGAAUGACCACAGCAGAAGAUUGCAAGACUGUGUUAGACUUGCACUCAUUGCGUGGUUGGCUUUUGUGCCAGCUAGUGCCUUUUAUGCGCCAACCUCAAAGGACAAGAGUGCGCCGACAGUUCGAGCCACGAUCGAUGCGAGACCACUGCGCAAUCGACUCGGAAGUAUCUUGCAAAAUCAUCUGAAACAGGCCCCUAGCGAAAAGGAGCAGGUCUUGUUGUUCUGGGUCGCGGCUGUGGGGGCUGUGGUGAGCGAAUUGGUAGAAAAUCAAGAGUGGUUUGGAGUGAAAUUUCAAAGUACUGCGAGGAAGCUGAAUAUUUUCACCUGGCGCGAUUUUGUACCCGUGAACGAGAGAUUCCUCUUGCUGCAAUACCUCCAACCUGGGAAUUUGAGCAAAUUGUCAUGGCUCCUGCAGAGGGCAGUUUAUGCCGAGACACGGGAUUGCUUGAGCCAACAAGAUGAAGGUGAUAAGACCUCAGAGAUAUGA